Molecule: messenger RNA, 2913 nt
Organism: Colletotrichum karsti
Lineage: Eukaryota; Fungi; Ascomycota; Sordariomycetes; Glomerellales; Glomerellaceae
Product: SacI domain-containing protein
Exons: 3
Coding region: 1-2913 (970 amino acids)
Biological process (GO): phosphatidylinositol dephosphorylation
Cellular component (GO): intracellular membrane-bounded organelle
Molecular function (GO): phosphatidylinositol-3,5-bisphosphate 5-phosphatase activity
Source: RefSeq, a predicted model, not a curated record
AUGGCUGAGCGACCGCCCUCGCAGCAAGAAUCUGAUACCCCUACUCCCUUCACUGCGGACCCCGACAAAGACAAGGUCAAUCGAGAUAUUCCGCCAGUAUUCCCUCUCCUGAACAACGACGAGACGGCGAACGCCCUGUCCUCCGAUGCAGCUGCGCAGAGCCGAGCCGGUGAAGACGAUGCCGACGAAGAACCGGCAGUUGCGAAGCCUUUCAUGCGAACGUCUAGCCCGGACUCGGCGGCGCGAGUCGCAGAUGCAUACGAUGAAAAGGGAUUCGAUCGGCUAGACCGCAAGAUGCACAAAUUCAGCCUGUACGAGACCGCCACUCGCUACUAUAUCGUCGGCGGGGAUGUAACCGAGCGUCGCUAUCGCAUUCUGAAAAUCGAAAGGACCACGGACGACUCAGAACUGAGCAUCACCGACGAUAAGAUCAUCUACAGCCAAAAGGAGAUGAACCAGCUGCUGGACACGAUUGACGAUGGCAACAAGGGAACUGGUGGCAUCAAGUUGCGGUGCACUACAUGGGGCUUGCUUGGCUUCAUCAAGUUCACUGGCCCCUACUAUAUGCUUUUGAUCACGAAGAAGAGCACAGUUGCCAUGAUCGGCGGGCACUACAUCUACCAAGUCGACGGUACUGAGCUGGUACCAUUGACCCCGACACGUUUCAAGGCUGACGUCCGGAACACCGAGGAGUCUCGAUUCCUGGGCAUUCUCAACAACUUGGACCUGACCAGAUCGUUUUAUUAUAGCUAUUCCUACGAUAUUACGCGCACACUGCAGCACAACCUGACGAGGGAGCGUGAGGCGCUUGCAUGUGGGCUGCCAGGUGCUAUGGAUGAUUUCAAUGGCAUGUUCGUUUGGAACAGUCACCUUCUUCAGCCGGCGAUGAAGGCCCUCAAGGAUCCAUUUGACUGGUGCCGUCCUAUCAUACAUGGCUACAUCGACCAAGCGGCACUUUCGAUAUAUGGACGCACCGCUUACAUUACCAUUAUUGCACGGCGAUCACGUUUCUUUGCGGGUGCAAGAUUCCUCAAGCGAGGGGCCAACGACCUUGGUUAUGUCGCCAAUGAUGUUGAGACGGAACAAAUUGUUUCGGAAGCUCUCACUACUUCGUUUCACGCCCCUGGACCCAGACUGUUCUCCAGCCCACAGUACACAUCUUACGUGCAACACAGAGGCAGCAUCCCUCUAUACUGGACCCAGGAUAACACGGGAGUGACGCCCAAGCCCCCGAUUGAGCUAAACCUAGUCGAUCCGUUCUACAGCGCCGCCGCUCUCCAUUUCGAUAAUCUCUUCGAGCGAUACGGUGGCCCUAUCUAUGUCCUAAACCUGGUCAAGGCGAGAGAGAGAACGCCACGAGAGUCUAAGCUAUUGCUGGAGUACACCAAUGCGAUCAACUACUUGAAUCAGUUCUUGCCGGAAGGGCGCAAGAUUAUUCACAAAGCCUGGGACAUGAGUAGAGCCGCGAAGAGUCGCGACCAAGAUGUGAUUGGUACGUUGGAGCGCAUUGCUGAAGAUGUGGUCACUACCACGGGAUUCUUUCACGACGGCGAUGGCAAAAUCAACCUCACCAAUGUCCAAAAUGGAGUAGCGCGGACCAACUGCAUCGACUGCUUGGACCGCACCAACGCAGCUCAGUUCGUCAUCGGAAAACGAGCACUCGGGCAUCAGCUCCACGCUCUCGGAAUUCUCGAAGACACAUCCAUCAACUACGACACGGAUGCCGUAAACCUCUUUACCCAUAUGUACCAUGAUCACGGCGACACUAUUGCGGUCCAAUACGGAGGUUCCCAGCUUGUCAAUACCAUGGAGACGUACCGCAAGAUCAACCAGUGGACCAGUCACUCCCGCGACAUGAUCGAGAGCUUCAAGAGGUACUACAACAACUCUUUCCUGGAUGGCCAGCGCCAGGAGGCAUAUAACCUUUUUCUCGGGAAUUACAUCUUUGCCCAGGGGCAGCCAAUGCUGUGGGAUUUGGCAACCGAUUACUAUCUCCAUCACGCUGACCCACGAGCAUGGUCCGAAAAGAUGAAGCGGGAUUACAUCGACUGGUUCACACCCGAUAACUUGCAGGAGCGCAAGUUCCCACCAUACACUCCGCCUCCCGGCGAGGCAAGGAAGAUGCCCGUUUCCUUCUUUGAUGAUUACUGGGUUGAGUACUACCGGCCAUCCACACUCUCAUCAUUUCUCAAGAUGUUUCCGUACAAGAUGAACUCAACCAUAAAGUACAUACCCUUCAAGUCCACCCAAGAUGGUCGCUACGAUCUGAGCCCCUUCAGAGUCAGGAACGAGACCGACAUGGAACCCCAUGAGAAGAAAAAGCCCAAGAAAGAGGUGACCAUCGUGGAUCCCCAAGACUAUCAUUCUCCGCCUGACAUGGAUGCCGCAUCUGUCAUAUCAGACCGCACGGCCGGGGGCAAGGGUAUAUCAAUUCAUCGCUGGCUCCAGCCAAUGCAGGAGAGGGUAGUCGGCCAUCAUGGCAUCAUGAAGGAGACACAAGCAGAGCCAUUGGGCUCUCCAAAGACGAAGCCCACAGCCCUGGAAAAAACUAAAGCAGCGCAGUGGACCUUUACCAAGGUGGUAAAAGAGUCCCUCAAUCCCUCCGUCAGCCAGCAAGAAGCCGAUGAUUACGAGCGCUACAUCAGUCAUCCGCAGAAUCUGCCUUUGGUUGUCUCGGCCGAAGUCCAGGCCGAGAACCAAUCGGAGUACCAAGCCUAUGUCCAGAGCAGUUGGCAGAGCGAGGCAAUCACCCCUGUUGGGAAUGAGGAAGAUGCCGCUGUCUAUGCCGAGCUUCUUAAGGUUGGGAGCAAUCCUCUCACCGUUACGGAAGAGGAUGCACAGAAGAAGCGAUACAAGGCUUACAGAAAAUGGCUUCGUGGAAAAUCCUUCUUCAAGCAGCAACCUCUUGACUGA